AUGCAUCAUCGUCGAAGUCAGAGUGAUUCAAAAUCAACAAGUAGCAUUAAUGGUGUAUUAUCAUCAAUGCCGACAACAAAUAAUUCUUCUUCUACAUCAACAACAGGUCGUGUUAGUAUAUAUUCAAUGCGUGAACGAGUUAUACUAAAUAAAAUGACAAAUAUUAUGGGAAAAUUAGCACCGGAUACUGAAACUGAAGUAACUAGUCGCUUUCAUCAAGAAAUACCAGCUAUUAGACUUGAUGGUCAUCUUACUUAUUGUUUAUAUACUGCUUUACAAAAUUUAAUUCAUUUAAAUGCUAUUUAUGUUCUAUUAUGUCAUGCAGUUUUUUGGCUCAGUUCGAAUAACCCACAUAAAGAAACAACUUUUUCCUUGGAAAUACUUGAACAAACAAAUAAUGAACAGACUCAUUUUAUUACUGUUUCAAAUAAUUAUCAUUCAAUUGAAAGAAAGACUAUUAAUACAGAUUUGAUAAAUAUAUAUCUAUAUAUGGGUUUGAUGAGCAUUGGUUUAUUUGAAUUAAUAAUUACAUUUAUAUGGACACUAAGAAAAAAACUGCCAUCUUUAAUACAACGUAAUCAAAAAUUAAGAAAUCGUAUAAGUAAAUUUUUGAUUGUAAUGAUAGUUCUAAUUUAUAUCGUAUUUAUAUCUUGGCUUUUAUUUCAUACAUUUAUUACGCACCAAUUAAAUUUAAUAUUUUUCAUUCCAGUUUUUGGUCACAUAAUUAUUUUAACAUUUCUUGAUAAACCUAAUUUAUUUCAACAAUCACCUGAUAAUCUUUCAAAACAAUCAGUAACAACACGAAAACAACAUCGUCAUUCAACAUCGUCAUCAUCAACAUCUUCAAUAGCAACAACUUUAUUAGGUCGAUCUUCUCAUCGAUCAUCAACUUCUGCACUACCUCGAAAAAUUACUACUGUUGUUAGUUCAUCAACAUUACCAUCAGAUUUAGUUUUAUGGUCUCGAUGGUCAUCCGUAGCAGAAGAAAAAAUUGAAAUACAUGAAUGUUCAACAUUUUAUGCACAAGCUAGAAGAGAAGCCGAUGAUUUAUGGCCAACUGUUGUUCGAAGAAUAAUUUUAAUUUUUUAUCGAACGUUUGCUUCAUUUAUUCUAUUUGAUUUUGUUCCAAUUAAAAUGGCAGAUACUCAUGUACGUUCGGUGGAUAGUCAACCAUUAAAAAUGUUAAUUUUCAUAUUUGCAUUAAGUACACUUGUAACUCAUAGUGCCUUUUUAUUUCCGGUUAAACUUCAAACAACUCUUCAUCGUAUAGCAACACAUCUUGGUCAAUGGCGUCAACAAUCAAAUAUUCGAACAGAUACAAUUAGUGAAUGGUCAUCAGAAUGUAAUUCAUAUACACGUGGAAGUGUUAUUAAAUUAUCUUCAAAUAAUCAAUAUUAUAUUGCUAUACAACAUUUAAGUAAUGCUGCUAAUCCUCAAUCGAAGUCUCAUUCAAUUCUUUAUCGAUUAUUUGGAGAUCCGACGUACUUUCUAACAGUUCAAUUUAUUUUAUCUAUUACUCUUAUUGUAUUUCAUAUUAUAUGGAGUAUAUUUGGUCGACAUUGGGAACAAAUAUUAGUUGGUUAUUUAAUUAUUUUUUAUAGUUCAUAUCCAAUAUUUAAAAUCAUACGUGAUAGAGUUAUAUUGGAUUUCGUUGAAGAACAUGAAUAUUUUCAAGCAUCAACAAUAUCAAAACAGAAAAAAUUAAGUUGA
Rotaria sp. Silwood1 is the source of this 1710-nucleotide messenger RNA. The record is from the annotation of a GenBank genome assembly. NCBI's taxonomy places the organism in Eukaryota, Metazoa, Rotifera, Eurotatoria, Philodinida, Philodinidae.